Messenger RNA from Symbiodinium natans, 6111 nucleotides. The record is from the annotation of a GenBank genome assembly. NCBI's taxonomy places the organism in Eukaryota, Dinophyceae, Suessiales, Symbiodiniaceae.
AUGGUCAAGGACUACCUGGCGGAGGUGAAAGUCAACAGCGAGAUGAAUUCAGCGUCCAUCAACUUGAAUAGUUACACGACCUCGGCAGCUCUGCAAGGCAUCAUCGUGGGCUGCUUGGAGAAGCGUUCGGGACACACCUUCGGCCCGCCAGGGCACCGACGGUGCAUCCUCUUCGUGGACGAUCUGAACAUGCCUUACGUGGACGACUACGACACGCAGAGCGCCAUCAUGCUCCUGACCCAGGUCUUGUCCUAUGGGCAAGUUUAUGAUCGGGAGCGGUUGGACGAGAAGAAAACCAUCGUGGACUUGCUCUUCACGGCAUGCAUGAACCCGAAGGCAGGCAGCUUCAUGAUCAACGGCCGGCUGCAGCGCCGCUUCACAGUGGCCACCACCUACUCCCCUGGGAUCCAGGUCAUCUCCGGGAUCUAUACGAAGGUCCUGGGUCGGCACGUUGAGGCGUUCGGGCAGCAGACACAACGGUGCACCGAGCCCAUUGUGAAUGCCACUGCAGAGGUCCUCGCAUCCAUCCAGAACUCCGCCUCCUUCUUGCCAUCAGCAGAAAAGUUCCACUACCAAUUCAACCUCAAGGACAUCUCCAACAUCUUCCAGGGUCUGCUGAGCACUCACAGCGCCGUGUUUCGUGACACGGCUGGUCCCACGCGCUUUCUGAGGGUGUGGCUGCACGAGUGCUAUCGUGUUUUCUCGGAUCGCCUGGUCAUGGAGUCGGAUGCAAAGGAGUUGCAGGUCAUGAUCGAGAAGGCAGUCGCCAAGUGCUUCGUGGGCGUCGGUGCGGCUUCGAACCGCGAGGAGCUCUUUGCGCAGCCGCUGUGCUGCACCACCUUCGUCUCCGAGGCCUCAGGGGAGCGCCAGUACCUCCCGGCACGUGACCUACCCCAGAUACGGGCAGCUGUGGAGGCCAAGCUGGUGGCCUACAACACAGAGCACGCGACUAUGAACUUGGUGCUUUUCGACGACGCAGUGCACCACGUUUGCCGUAUUUGCCGCAUCACGCAAAAUCCCUGCGGCAGCGCGCUUCUGGUGGGUGUGGGUGGCUCUGGCAAACAAUCCCUUGCACGUCUGGCCAGCUUCAUCAAUGGUCAGGAGGUGUUGACCAUCCUCGUGAAUCAGCAGUACGGCCUGGCCGAGCUGAAGCUGGACCUCCAGACCUUCUACAAGAAGGCCGCCGUGAAGCCGGCGACGCCUCAGGCCUUCUUGCUUACAGACAGCCAGAUCACCGACGAGCGAUUCCUGGUCUUCAUCAACGACAUGCUGUCGAGCGCCAACAUCCCCGACCUCUUUGCCCGCGAGGAAUACGACAACAUCUUCUCAGCCAUUCGGAAUGCUGCAAAGUUUGCAGGAUACGCCGAUGACCGGGAGUCGCUAUUUCAGUUCUUCCUGGAUAAAGUCCGUUCGAACCUGCAUCUGGUUCUUUGUCACUCACCGGUUGGCUCCACCUUCCGCAUCAGGGGCCGAAAGUUUCCUGCGCUGAUCAGCUGCAUGGUGCUGGACGUCUUUCACGCUUGGCCCCGCGAUGCCCUGGUGGGCGUGGCAGAUCGGUUCCUCGUGCAGCUGGGGGAACGGAACAUCCCCAACGAGGAGACAUUGGCCGCCAUCUCUCACCAUGCUGCCGAGGUCCACGUCUCCAUCUACGAGGCCAACCGACGCUACCUUGAGGAAGAACGCCGCUUCAAUUCCACCACGCCGAAAGCCUUCUUGGAGCUGAUCGGCUUCUACGUUCGCAUGCUGACGUCAAAGCAGGCCAGUGUGGAACUCAACGUUUCGAGGCUCGAGCGGGGCCUCGCCAUCAUGCGCAACGUCCAGGAAGGCGUGGCAGACCUAAAGCAAGAUUUGGAGGUGACCCUCCGGCAGGUGGACGAGAAGAAAGUGGCCACGGAAGAGCUGAUCAAACAGGUGACAGCGGCCCAGCAGGUGGCCACCGUGGAGAAGGAGGCCGCGCGCCAGGAGCACGGCAAGUGCGAGGCCCUGGCUGCGGAGGCACAGCGCAUGAAGGACCAGGCGGACCAGGAGCUCGUGGAGGCGUUGCCGGCCAUGGAGAAGGCCAAAGCUGCGGUGGACUGCCUCGACAAGACGUCGAUCACCGAGCUGAAAGCUUUGGGGAAGCCGCCGCGAGAGUGCAUCGAUGUGGUGGCCGCCUGUGGCUUUCUCUUGAAGCAGGAGAAGCGGAAGUUGGACUGGAAAGGCUGUCAGAAAAUGAUGCAAUCUCCUCAGCAGUUCAUCGACGAUGUGAAGGUCUUCAAUGCUGAAAAUAUCCCGGAACAGGUCUUGGCCAACACCGAACCACUGAUUGCGGCAGACUUCUUCAACUUCGAAUCGAUGAAGAGCAAAUCUCUGGCAGCAGCGUACCUCACCAAUUGGGUGGUGAACAUCGUGACCUACAACAAGAUCUACACAAAGGUCGCGCCGCUCAUGGAGAAGGUGAAGGUGGCGCAAGCCACCACGGACGCUGCCAAGCUGCAGCUGCGAGAGGUCGAGAAGCGGGUUGAAGCUGUUGAGGCCAACUGUGCACAGCUGGACAAGCAGCUCAGUGAUGCGACGACUGAGAAGGAGAGGAUGGAGCGGCAGGCGGAAAGUUGUGUGCAGCGGCUGAGCACCGCAGAGCGGUUGGUCUCGGGCCUGGCCGACGAGAACGAGCGCUGGGCUACGACUGUCGUGGAUCUCCGGGACCUGGGAUUGCGUCUCAUAGGCAAUUGCAUGCUGGCCAGCGCCUUUGUCGGCUACGCCUCUCCCUUCUCAGCGCGGCUGCGGCAGGACCUUUGGCAGCAGGUUUGGACCCACGAUCUCAAACAACGUGGCAUCCCGAUGACCCACAACAUCGAUCCCCUUGCCGUGCUGGCCACGGAUGCCGAUGUGGCGGGUUGGAUGAACGAGGGGCUGCCUGCGGAUCGCGUCUCUGUUGAGAAUGCCUCUGUUGUGACGUGUUGCUCGCGCUGGCCACUGCUGGUGGAUCCCCAGCAGCAGGGAGCACGCUGGAUCAAGCAACGCGUGGGUGAGGAAUUGGCAGUUAUCCAACUCUCCAUGCCCAAGUGGCUGGAGAGGGUUGUGAGCUGCGUUCAGACCGGGGGCCAGCUCCUCAUCGAGGCACUUGCCGAUGAAAUCGAUGCUGUCUUGGAGCCGCUGCUUUCCAGAGCCGUGAUCCAGCGAGGACGAGGCCAGGGUCCGAUGUUCCUCAAGCUCGGGCCCGACGAGAUCGAGUACGACCCGAAGUUUCAGCUGUACCUCCAGUCCAAGCUGCCGAACCCCCACUUCCGCCCUGAGGUUUCGGCACAAUGCACCGUGGUGAACUUCAUUGUCACGCCUGAGGGCCUGGAGGAGCAAGUCUUGGCCAUGGUGGUGAAUUGCGAGAAGCCUCAGCUGGAAGAAGAGAAGCAGACACUGGUUCGACGGCAGAACGAGUACAAGGUGGUGCUGAGUCGGCUGGAGGACGAACUGCUCUCCCAGCUGUCUGCGGCAGAUCCCGCAACCAUUUUGGACAACCUUCCUCUCAUCGAGGGCCUUGAGAAGACCAAGCAGACCAGCCGCGAGAUCAGCGUGCAAGUGGUGGAAGCACAGAAGACAGAGGUCGAGAUCAACCACUCGCGGGAGCUCUACCGACCUGUGGCCGCAGAAGGUUCGAUGCUCUUCUUCUUGAUCAACCAACUCUGUAUUGUACAGCACAUGUACCAGUACUCUCUGGAUGCCUUCAACACCUUCCUGCAGAAGGCCAUCGACCGCACUCAGGGGGCGGAGGACGUGUCGGAGCGGACCGAGCUGCUCAUCGCCUCUGCUCGGCUCACCGUCUUCCGCUGGGUCAACCGGGGCCUCUUCGAGGAUCACAAGCUGAUCUUCUGCACCAUGCUCGCCUUCCGGUUGCUGGCACUGCGGCAGCUGCAGGAGGAGUUCGUGCCGAGCCACUUCCAUUUCCUGCUGCGGGGGCCCUCGGUGCCCGUUCUGAACGAGAACCCCUUGGGCGACUGGCUCCUGAACAAGAGCUGGGCCAUGGUGCUGAAGCUGGUGGAGCUCGAGGGCUUCGAGAACUUCGCGCAGAACAUGGAGCGCGAUGCUCCAAAUCGCUUCCGCGACUGGAUGGCCGAGCCGGCACCAGAGGAAUCAAAGCUUCCUCUGGAUUGGAAGACGCUGGAUGCAAAGUACUUUCGGAAGCUGCUGGUAAUCCGCUGCCUUCGGCCCGAUCGAAUGUCCAUCGCACUGGCCAGGUGGAUAAGGCAGAGUCUUCCGAGUGGCAAGGAUUACAUCGACUGCGAUGCAUCGCUGUCUUUUUACAAGGUUCUUCACUCGGCCUACGAGGAUUCCACGAGCAACACGCCAUUUUUCUUCAUCCUCUCGCCGGGCGCGGAUCCCGUCAAGGAGGUGGAAGCGCUGGGCAAGGUGUUGAUCGGGCUACAAGCCAACGUGAAUUACCACAACGUCGCCAUGGGCCAGGGUCAGGAUGAAAUUGCCAUGCAGAAGUUAGAGCUGGCAUCCAAAGAGGGCCAUUGGGUCAUGCUCCAGAAUAUCCAUCUUAUGCCCACCUGGUGUGCAACGCUGGAGAAAAGACUUGAUGCUUUCGCGGUGGAGAACAGCAGCCCUUACUUCCGGCUUUUUCUAUCAGCGGACCCGUCGCCGGGGAUUCCCAUCGGCUUGUUGGAGCGGUCCAUCAAGCUCACCAACGAGCCCCCCCAAGGCCUGCAGGCCAACCUGAGGCGCUCUUUCGCGCUCUUUAACCGGGAGGAGUUCGACGAGCGGGAUAGCAAGAUCAAGUCUAUCCUCUUUGCCUUGUGCCACUUCCAUUCCCUCAUGCUGGAGCGGAAGAAGUUCGGCGCCUUAGGCUACAACAUGAAGUACCCCUUUUCCAACGGCGACCUCCGGGACUCUGCCUCCGUCCUUUACAACUACCUCGAGGGCUCCACGGCUGUGAAGAUCCCUUGGGAAGACCUGCGGUACAUCUUCGGCGAGAUCAUGUACGGAGGUCACAUUGUGGACGACUGGGAUCGUCGGAUGUGCCAGAAAUAUUUGACUUACUUCAUGCAGGACGAGAUUUUGGACGAGAUGGAGCUUGUCCCUUAUGCGGAUGGUCAGCUGAGUUGGAAGUCCCCUGGCCCCGGAACACACGAGAAGUAUGUGGAGCACAUUGAGACGAUGCCGGCGGAGUCGCCCCUUUUCUUCGGCAUGCACCCGAACGCGGAGAUCGACUUUCGGACCAAGAUGUGUGAAAACAUCUUUGGGCUCUUGCAGAUGAUCCAGCCGAAGCGUAGUCCUGGACAGGCGGCGGAGGAGCAGUCGCCGAUGGCCGCCGCAGAGGACAUGUGCAACGAGAUCUUGGAUGAGGUGCGUGAGGUGAAGUACAACGUCGAGGAGAUCUCUUCUCAACUCAGUGAGGAGGAGCGGGGGCCGUACCAGUUCGUGAUGAUGCAGGAAUGCGAUUGCAUGAACUGCCUGGUGCAGGAGAUGGUGCGGGGGCUGAACGAGCUGCAGCAAGGCUUCAAAGGAGAGCUGACCAUGAGCGAGCACAUGGAGCAGCUGGCGGAGGCCUUGUCCGAGCAAGUGCUUCCGAUCUGGUGGGUGAAGCUGGGUUUCCCUUCAACGCGGCCCCUUCGGUCCUGGCUCGCCAACCUCAAGGACCGCUGCGCACAGCUGGACGAUUGGUCAGCGGAGCCCAUCCACAUCCCAAAGGUGGUGGACGUGUCCAAGUUGUUUAACCCACAGAGCUUCCUGACCGCGAUCAAGCAAGUCUGUUGCCAAAGCAUCAAUCUGGAACUCGACCGUCUGCAUGUCUUUACGGAGGUCACAAAGCGCCUGGACCCAAAGAUGGUCGACAGCUUGGCCCGUGAGGGAGCCUUUGUCACGGGAAUGUACCUCGAGGGUGCUCGGUGGGAUGCGAAUGCUAACUGCUUGGAGGAUUCGCGCCCAAAAGAUAUGUUCACCCGGCUGCCGGUCAUCAACUGCAAGGCUGGCUUGCAACAAGAAAAGGAGGACAAAAACCUCUACAUGUGCCCCACCUAUUGCGUGCCCACGCGGAGGCCGCACUUCGUCUUCGUGGCCCAGCUCCGCACGAAGCAGCCGGCCGCCAAGUGGACCCUCGCGGGCGUGGCCAUCAUUCUUGACAUCGGCAGCUGA